AACCCAGUCCCCAGCCAAACGGUUUAAACGGUGAGGAGGAACCAAAACUUAAAACCGGGUUCAAACGGAGGCGGUAGAGGUAGACUAGUGAGCACGAACACAGAAACAUGGCGAUGAAAAGCAGUGGAGGAUUUCUUGUGAAACUAUCACCAUGUCUUCUCCUUCUUCUUAUCCUUCCAAUUCUGCAAACACAAUGCAGAGCUGAUGUGAUUAACCUAACAGAGGAUACUUUCUCCGACAAGAUAAAGGAGAAGGAUACUGCUUGGUUUGUGAAAUUUUGUGUUUCGUGGUGUAAGCACUGUAAGAAAUUGGGAUCUUUGUGGGAAGAUAUGGGGAAGGCCAUGGAAGGGGAAGAUGAGAUAGAAAUUGGACAAGUUGAUUGCAGUUCUAGUUUCCCUGUUUGUUCCAAAGUUGAUAUACAUUCAUAUCCAACAUUCAAGCUCUUCUACAACGGUGAAGAAGUUGCAAAAUAUCAGGGGCCGCGAGAUGUAGAGUCGCUAAAAGCAUUUGUUCUGGAAGAAACAGAGAAAGCAGCAGCAGCAAACGCAGUAGAUGAUAGUGACAAAGAUUUAUAAUUUUUAAAGGACUUCCCAAAAGGUAGUAUGUUAGCAGCAGAAUCAGAGUGCAAAUGUAGCAUGUUAAGAAUUUUGUGAAUCAGCUACAUGAUUGAUCCUAGGGCUAUAAUACUGUAUGGUUGCUGUAGCUGUAGUGAUCAUGAGUAAAUUUUGAAGCUUGAAUUACUAUAUUAUCUGCGUUCAUGGGCUCACGUAUACUUCACAACUUUUGAGAGGUCUGUUAGCGAUGCACUCAUUUCUCCCACUCUACAGGAGUGGAUGGACUGAUAUGAAAUGAAUAUACAUGUUAUGCGAGACAAGUGAACAUUGGACUGACUUUCGCCGUAACUGGCUUACUGGGAUGUUACUGUUUCUGAGCUGAUUUUUUCGUUUCCCUGGUUAUACACUCAAAAUUUCCCAUUCUGUUGAUGAAAACCUUUCUUUGAGUUAUAUUUCAUUUUUAAUGCAGCCUAUAUA
Beta vulgaris subsp. vulgaris (sugar beet) is the source of this 1031-nucleotide messenger RNA. Its product is annotated as protein disulfide-isomerase 5-1. NCBI's taxonomy places the organism in Eukaryota, Viridiplantae, Streptophyta, Magnoliopsida, Caryophyllales, Amaranthaceae. Gene Ontology annotation, cellular component: endoplasmic reticulum. Gene Ontology annotation, biological process: protein folding. The coding region runs from base 108 to 575 and encodes 155 amino acids. Gene Ontology annotation, molecular function: protein disulfide isomerase activity. The record is from RefSeq and is a predicted model, not a curated record. The transcript has 5 exons.